AUGCUGAUCAAGGAUCGACUGACACUGCUGGAAAAUCGAGCACAACAGCUCGAAAAGGAAAAGAAGAAGUUUUGCGUUAAGUUAAAGAGGAGGAAGGCGUUACGGCCGCUGCAGCCGAAGAAGCAGCCGAAGAAGAAGAGGUGUUUCUUGCUCAAGAAGCGCAAGGGACCGCUGCCACUGAGGCCGCUAACGUCACCGAAGAAGACGAACAGCUUGCUGCGCUGGAGGCCAAGAAGCUCGCGCGUCACUGCGCCUUUCGUAACGGAUAUCAAGAGCAUGCCUGGAUACGCUCCCUCGUGGUCAUAG
This is a messenger RNA of Colletotrichum spaethianum, 306 nucleotides long. RefSeq lists its product as uncharacterized. Lineage: Eukaryota; Fungi; Ascomycota; Sordariomycetes; Glomerellales; Glomerellaceae. Bases 1 to 306 code for a protein of 101 amino acids. The transcript has a single exon. The record is from RefSeq and is a predicted model, not a curated record.